GAAAGUAAAUUAGCAACAAUUAUCGAAUUAUAAGCCAUCAAAAGGGUCUUAAAUGUCAGGUGAUCAAACUGCAUCUCCAAAUCCCAGCAUGGAUCCCAACCAGCCCCGUCAGAUCGUCUUCAAUCCUGACGGUACGAUGACUCGCCUACUCAAAGAUCCAGAAACCCCACCCACAUCCGAUCCGAGCCUUCGUAUUCCAGUUCUCUCAAAAGACAUUCCCAUCAACCAAUCAAACAACACCUGGGUCAGACUCUUCCUUCCAUCGGAAGCACUUUAUAACUCGCCCACUAAGCUUCCCGUCGUAGUUUUCUACCAUGGGCGAGGCUUCAUCCUAUUCAGUCCAGCCUCAUCUAUUUUUCAUGAUUUUUGCGUGAAUAUGGCGAUCGAACUCGGUGUGAUCAUCGCAUCUAUCGACUACCGGCUUGCACCGGAGCAUCGCCUGCCAGCAGCUUAUGAUGAUGCCGUGGAGGCGUUGCACUGGAUCAGAACCGCCCAAGGUGAUUGGUUAAUAAAAUAUGCUGAUUUUUCUAGUUGUUUUCUCAUGGGCGGUAGUGCUGGGGGUAACAUAGCCUACCACGCAGGACUACGUGCAGCUGACGAAGUUGGCCAUCUAGAGCCGUUGAAGAUCCGAGGGCUGAUAUUGCAACAACCAGCUUUUGGGGGGAUCCAGAGGACUGGGUCAGAGCUGAGGCUUGUUAAUGACCCUAUUUUGCCACCAUCUGCCAGUGACCUUAUGUGGGAGUUGUCCCUGCCGAUUGGGGUUGACCGUAACCACGAGUAUUCCAAUCCGACGGUGGGCGGUGGGUCCAAGCUCUUAGAGAAAGUCAGGGUGCUAGGAUGGAGGAUUUUUGUGAGUGGCUGUGAUGGGGAUGAUCCAUUAUUUGACCACCAGGUUGAGUUGGUGAAGAUGUUGGAGCACAAGUGUGUACAAGUGGUGGCUCAUUUUGGCGUUGGAGAUUUUCAUGGGGUGGAAUAUAAAGACCCUGCGAAGGCCAAGGCAUGGUUUAGAGUUGUCAAGGAUUUUAUAUCAUCUUGCUUGGAAGCAUAGUGCAUGAAUAAUAAUGGUCAGUGAUUGAAUCAUGCUGAUAAAUUAAAUGUUAUU
Messenger RNA from Alnus glutinosa, 1102 nucleotides. RefSeq names its product carboxylesterase 1-like. Bases 53 to 1048 code for a protein of 331 amino acids. Gene Ontology annotation, molecular function: hydrolase activity. NCBI's taxonomy places the organism in Eukaryota, Viridiplantae, Streptophyta, Magnoliopsida, Fagales, Betulaceae. The record is from RefSeq and is a predicted model, not a curated record. The transcript has a single exon.